Elephantulus edwardii (Cape elephant shrew) is the source of this 1184-nucleotide messenger RNA. RefSeq names its product transmembrane protein 59 (gene TMEM59). The record is from RefSeq and is a predicted model, not a curated record. Bases 56 to 1027 code for a protein of 323 amino acids. The transcript has 8 exons. NCBI's taxonomy places the organism in Eukaryota, Metazoa, Chordata, Mammalia, Macroscelidea, Macroscelididae. Gene Ontology annotation, biological process: positive regulation of autophagy. Gene Ontology annotation, cellular component: lysosome; late endosome.
AGCUCUGAAAAGAAAACAGCAACAAGCAGGGCUUGCUGUGACACAGAGGAACAAAAUGGCGGCGCUGAGUGGGCGCCGCUGGGUCCGGGCCCAGCUGGGGCUCUUGCCGCUGCUGCUGCUGACAACGGCCCUGGCCGGAGGCUCGGGGACCGCUUCGGCGGAAGCGUUUGACUCAGUGCUGGGGGACACGGCGUCUUGCCACCGGGCCUGUCAGCUGACCUACCCCUUGCACACCUACCCCAAGGAAGAGGAGCUAUAUGCAUGUCAAAGAGGUUGCAGGCUGUUUUCAAUUUGUCAGUUUGUGGAUGAUGGAAUUGAUUUAAAUCGAACCAAAUUGGAAUGUGAAUCUGCAUGUACAGAAGCAUAUUCCCAAGCUGAUGAGCAGUAUGCUUGCCACCUUGGUUGCCAGAAUCAGCUGCCGUUUGCUGAAUUGAGACAAGAACAACUCAUGUCCUUGAUGCCAAGAAUGCAUCUGCUCUUCCCUCUUACUCUGGUGAGGUCAUUCUGGAGUGACAUGAUGGACUCUGCACAGAGCUUCAUAACUUCUUCAUGGACUUUUUAUCUUCAAGCUGAUGAUGGAAAAAUCGUAAUAUUCCAGUCAAAGCCAGAAAUUCAGUAUGCACCACAGUUGGAGCAGGAGUCUACAAAUAUGAAAGAAUCCUCUCUAAGCAAAAUGUCCUAUCUGCAGAUGAGAAGUUCACAAGCUCACAGAAACUUUGCUGAAGAUGGAGAAAGUGAUGGCUUUUUAAGAUGCCUCUCUCUGAAUUCUGGAUGGAUUUUAACUACUACUCUUGUCCUCUCGGUGAUGGUAUUGCUUUGGAUUUGUUGUGCGACUGUUGCUACAGCUGUGGAGCAAUAUGUUCCCUCUGAGAAGUUGAGUAUCUAUGGUGACUUGGAAUUUAUGAAUGAACAAAAGCUAAACAGAUAUCCAGCUUCUUCUCUUGUGGUUGUUCGAUCUAUGACUGAAGAUCAUGAAGAAGCAGGGCCUCUGCCUACGAAAGUGAAUCUUGCUCAUUCAGAGAUUUAACCUUUUUUUCUUUUUUUUUUUUUUUUUUAAAGAAAAGUAUAAUUGACAUCUAAAUUUCCAUUCCUGAUAGAGCUUUUUAAAUUGUUUCAUUGGACAUAGGCUUAAAAAAAAAAUCACUUUAUGAUGCAAAUAAAGUUACCCAAAUCUGUAAAGAUUG